AUGGAUGUCGAGGCCCUCAUACAACAACUGACCCUCGAGGAAAAGAUCCAGCUCACAGCCGGAGUCGGUUGGUGGCACACAGCAGAAAUUAAACGCCUCUCGAUACCCCCAAUCCGCCUAUCAGACGGUCCCAACGGCGUGCGAGGUACUCACUUCUUCGACAGCACCCCAUCAUCAUGUCUUCCCUGUGGCACCGCCCUCGGCGCAACAUGGAACACUGAUCUAAUCCACCGCCUUGGGCAAUUACUCUCUGACGAAGCUCACGCCAAAGGUGCUCAUGUUCUUCUUGGUCCCACCGUUAAUAUCCAGAGAGGACCGUUAGGCGGGAGAGGCUUUGAGUCUUUCUCUGAAGAUCCUAUCCUCUCGGGUAUUUUAGCAGGGAAUUAUGUGCGUGGUGUGCAGAAGAAUGGCGUUUCUGCUACGAUGAAGCAUUUUGCCUGUAAUGAUAUGGAAAGCGCGAGAAUGGCUGUUGAUGUACAAGUCACGGAACGGGCCUUGAGGGAGGUUUAUCUUCUCCCGUUUAUGAUUGCUGUGGAGAUGGCCAGUCCGAGGGUAUUCAUGACGGCGUAUAACAAGGUCAAUGGUACCCAUGCACCAGACAAUCAUCACUUGCUGCAGGAUAUCUUGCGCGAUGAGUGGAAGUGGGAGGGAUUAGUUGUCAGCGACUGGUUCGGCACGUACAGUACAACUGAGGCUAUCAACGCGGGACAAGAUCUCGAAAUGCCGGGUCCUACAAGAUGGCGCGGUGAGACUUUGGUGCAUGCUGUUACAUCAAACAAGGUCAAAAGGUCGACCUUGGAUGAGCGUGUAAGAAAUGUCUUGAAACUGGUCAAGCAUUCUAUCGAGAACACCAGCAUCCGUCCAAACGCGCCGGAGACUCAGCUUCAGAGUGAUGAGAACACUCGUCUUCUUCGAGAAGCUGCUGCAGAGUCUGUGGUACUGCUCAAGAAUGAGAAGGGAGUUCUGCCACUUGAUCUGACGAAAAGGGUCGCGGUCAUUGGACCCAACGCGGAUAUCAGCACUUAUUGUGGCGGUGGAAGUGCAAGUCUUCGAGCGUACCAUACUGUUUCGCCAUUGGAGGGCAUCAAGGGUAUUGCGAAGGAUGUUUCCUUCACCAAGGGUCUUUAUGGUCAUCGAUCACUACCGCAAAUCGGCAAGCUGUUGAAGACGGUUGAUGAACAGCGUCAAGGAUUCACUCUUCGUAUAUACAACGAUCCGCCUCCCACGUCCGGACCAGAUACACGCAAGGUCCUGGAAACGAGGAUUUUGGAUGACUCGAAUAUCUGGUUCGUGGACUACGAGCAUCCAGCACUAGAACAGAUCUGGUACGCUGAGAUGGAGGGUGUCUUGACUCCCGAGAACUCAGGCGAAUGGGACUUUGGUCUUUGUGUCCAUGGUACCGGGGAACUCUUCAUCGAUGGCGAGUUGGUAGUCUCGAAUGUCACCGACCAAAAGCCAGGCAGUUCAUUCCUUGGUUGCGGCACUGUCGAGAAAACAGGAUGCAAGAUGCUGGAAGGCGGUAAGAGUUACAACGUCGUCGUGCGCUGGGGCUGCGACAAGACCUCAGAUCUCAAAGUCUCUGGAGUCGUCGACUUUGGCCAAGGCGGUAUGCGCCUCGGAGGCUGCCCCAGACUCGAACCGUGGCAGGCACUCCAAGACGCUGUUGAGUUGGCCAAGAGCGUUGACCAAGUCGUUCUUUGCGUCGGAACAAGUGGAGAAUGGGAGAGUGAAGGUCAAGAUCGCACAAACAUGUCUCUGCCUCCUGGUAGCGAUGACCUGAUCUCCGCAGUUUUGCAAGCAAAUCCUAAUACAGUGGUACUAAUUCAGAGUGGCACGCCUGUUUCGAUGCCUUGGGUGGACCAAGCUAGCACUAUUGCGCAAGCGUGGUUUGGUGGUAAUGAGGCUGGUAAUGGAAUCGCGGAUGUGCUAUUCGGUGCUACGAACCCUUCUGGCAAACUGCCAAUCACGAUGCCCCGACGCGUGGCAGAUAAUCCUAGUGCCUUGAGCUUCCGGUCAGAGGGAGGUCGCGUUCUGUACAGUGAAGACGUGCAUGUCGGCUAUCGCUGGUACGACACGCUUGACAUUGAACCCUUGUUCCCAUUUGGGCAUGGUUUGUCUUAUACUACCUUUGAGCUUUCUGAUCUUCGUGUCGAAGAGCAUCGGGAGCCUGAGAGCAAGAUGUUGACAGUGAGUGUGAACGUGAGCAACACUGGCUCGCGCUCCGGCGCUGCUGUCGUGCAAGUCUACGUCAAGCCACCGCAUCCAACACCGCUUACUGCGUCUGCUCUUGACACGAUCACGAGAUCCAGCAAGGAGCUCAAGGGCUUUGCCAAGAUCAAUCUGGACCUAGGAGCGAGUGGUGUCGCAACGAUUGAGCUGGAUUUGCUACGUGCGACGAGUUACUGGAGUGAGAGGGAGGAUUAUUGGUGCAGUGACGCCGGAGAUUAUACCGUGUUAGUGGGUAUGAGCAGUAGGUGUGAAUUUCUGGAGAAGACGUUUACGGUUCAGAGCGCGACGACGUGGCGGGGACUUCGGUGA
Molecule: messenger RNA, 2538 nt
Organism: Fusarium proliferatum ET1
Lineage: Eukaryota; Fungi; Ascomycota; Sordariomycetes; Hypocreales; Nectriaceae
Exons: 3
Coding region: 1-2538 (845 amino acids)
Biological process (GO): glucan catabolic process
Molecular function (GO): beta-glucosidase activity
Source: RefSeq, a predicted model, not a curated record